Messenger RNA from Drosophila rhopaloa, 1921 nucleotides. It is a transcript of the gene shf, whose product is annotated as protein shifted. The record is from RefSeq and is a predicted model, not a curated record. Lineage: Eukaryota; Metazoa; Arthropoda; Insecta; Diptera; Drosophilidae. Gene Ontology annotation, cellular component: extracellular region; cell surface. The transcript has 8 exons. The coding region runs from base 372 to 1739 and encodes 455 amino acids. Gene Ontology annotation, molecular function: signaling receptor binding. Gene Ontology annotation, biological process: anatomical structure development.
CAACGCGACGGUCGCACACCGAAACCCUGCGCGACUUAGUGUGAUUGUUUCGCUUCGUUCAAAAACAUCACAAAUAAACACCACCGGAAGAAAAUAAAAAGACAUAGUUAUUUGGUUUUGUAAAAAAAAAAAAUAUUUCCCAAAAGUCAAUAAUUCUUACAUUUGCCUGUAAAAAAGACUUUCGACGGAACGAAUAUCGUGCAAGCUUCAAGGCUCAAGGAAUUCGGCAAAUAAAAGUGAUUUUUUUUUUGAACCCCCAAUCAGGCUUUAUUUGUUUCCCCCUUUUGUUUUGUCAACCAAGUCAACUGCCAAUCCAAACGAUCCGACUGCUUUUUUUUGGGCUCGGCGACAGUUAAACGACUGGGGGAAAGAUGACACAUCAGGGCAUUGGUUGCGUGGUCAAGUGGUUCUAUCUGGUGCUGAUCGUGCACACGCUCCUCUGCAUCGGCCAGCUCGAGUGUCGCGAGCACCACAAUCGGAAUAACAAUAACAAUAACAGAAGAUCGGACUCGUCCAGUUCCGAGGAGAGCCAUGGCAACGCCAGUGAUGGCCUGGACUUUGCGGACCAGGACGGCGGGAUAGGUAGCCACCAACAGCGGCGAGGUCAGCGGAAGAAACAUCAGGGCGGCGGUGGAGGAGGAGGUGGCGGCGGCGGAAACGGAGGGGGUGGUGGCAACCGGCACAGCCGCAACGAGGAGAGCGGCAUCUCGCUGUGGAUCAACGAGCAGCAGCUGAAAAUGCUGACCGCGCUCUAUUUUCCGCAGGGCUACUCGGAACGCCUGUACGCCAUCCACAACAGCCGGGUGACCAACGACCUGCGCGACACCACGCUGUACAACUUCCUGGUGAUUCCGUCCGAGGUGAACUACGUGAACUUCACCUGGAAGUCGGGACGACGUCGGUACUUCUACGACUUUGACCGCCUGCAGACGAUGGACGAGAGCAUCCUGAAGGCGCCGACGCUGUCCAUCCGGAAGAGCGGCCGCAUUCCGCAGGAGCAGAAGAAUUUUAGCAUAUUCCUGCCCUGCACCGGCAACAGUUCCGGCACCGCGUCCUUCAACGUCGGCCUCAAGAUCCAGACGCGCAACAACAAGCCGCUCUCCGGCACACCCAUUCGCCUCAACUUCAAAAAGGAAUGCGCCCACAGAGGUGUGUAUGAUAUAGACGCUUCCAACCCUACUUCACUAACAACUUUGCAAGCUCCCGAUCCAGAAUGCAGCUUGAAGUGCGGCAAGAACGGCGUCUGCAACGACAACCACAUCUGCAAGUGCAAGGUGGGCUACACGGGCCAGUAUUGCGAGACGGCCUUCUGUUUCCCGCAGUGCCUCAACGGUGGCAACUGCACGGCUCCGUCCAUCUGCACCUGUCCGGAGGGCUACCAGGGCACCCAGUGCGAAGGUGGUAUUUGCAAGGAGAAGUGCUUGAAUGGCGGCAAGUGCAUACAGAAGGACAAGUGCCAGUGCUCCAAGGGUUACUACGGCCUGCGCUGCGAGUACUCCAAGUGCGUCAUUCCCUGCAAGAACGAGGGCCGGUGCAUCGGGAACAACAUGUGCCGCUGUCCCAACGGAUUACGUGGUGAUCAUUGCGAGAUCGGACGCAAGCAGCGCUCCAUCUGCAAGUGCCGCAACGGAACCUGCACCUCCCACAAACACUGCAAGUGCCAUCCGGAUUUCUACGGGCGCCACUGCAACAAUCGCAAGCGUAGACAUGCCCACCGAAAGGGCGACUCCAAGUUCUAGACGAAUCGUGACUUUUCCACGGGCUUCCGGGCGCACACGAUCUAUUGUAAUAUUCAUUGAACUUGAACACUUUUCUACUAAAAAGCACAGCAACAACAACAACAACAGCGACAAAAGGAUGAAACAAAAAUAAUUCUAAUUGUGAUAAAAUUUUUUUGUAAUUUAACAUUUUUAAAUAAAAA